This is a messenger RNA of Lacerta agilis (Sand lizard), 1805 nucleotides long. It is a transcript of the gene TPM3, whose product is annotated as tropomyosin 3. The coding region runs from base 38 to 910 and encodes 290 amino acids. Gene Ontology annotation, molecular function: actin filament binding. The record is from RefSeq and is a predicted model, not a curated record. Gene Ontology annotation, cellular component: actin filament. Lineage: Eukaryota; Metazoa; Chordata; Lepidosauria; Squamata; Lacertidae. Gene Ontology annotation, biological process: actin filament organization; muscle contraction. The transcript is spliced from 10 exons.
GGUUCGUCUUCUUUGCCUCCCUCCACCGACUGCCGCCAUGGAAGCCAUCAAGAAGAAGAUGCAGAUGCUGAAGCUGGAUAAGGAGAACGCCUUGGACCGGGCAGAGCAGGCCGAGGCAGAGCAGAAGCAGGCGGAAGAGAGGAGCAAGCAGCUGGAAGAUGAAUUAGCUGCCAUGCAGAAGAAGCUGAAGGGGACGGAGGACGAGCUGGACAAAUAUUCAGAGGCUCUCAAAGAUGCGCAGGAGAAGCUGGAGCUGGCAGAGAAGAAGGCGGCUGACGCCGAGGCAGAAGUAGCAUCCUUGAACCGCCGCAUUCAGCUCGUGGAGGAGGAGCUGGACCGGGCCCAGGAGCGCCUCGCGACAGCCUUGCAGAAGUUGGAGGAAGCUGAGAAAGCUGCUGAUGAGAGUGAAAGAGGCAUGAAGGUAAUUGAGAACAGAGCCCUGAAAGAUGAAGAAAAGAUGGAGCUGCAGGAGAUCCAGCUGAAGGAGGCCAAGCACAUCGCUGAGGAGGCCGACAGGAAGUACGAGGAGGUUGCCCGGAAACUGGUCAUCAUCGAAGGUGAUCUGGAGCGUACAGAGGAGAGAGCUGAGCUGGCAGAGUCCCGUUGCCGGGACCUGGACGAGCAGAUCCGGUUGAUGGACCAAAACUUGAAGUUCCUUGCUCAGGCUGAAGAAAAGUACUCUCAAAAAGAGGAUAAAUAUGAAGAGGAGAUCAAGAUCUUGACCGACAAACUCAAGGAGGCUGAGACCCGUGCCGAGUUUGCUGAGCGGUCAGUAGCCAAGCUGGAGAAGACCAUUGAUGACUUGGAAGACGAGCUGUAUGCCCAGAAACUGAAGUACAAAGCCAUUAGCGAGGAACUGGACCACGCCCUCAAUGACAUGACCUCCAUAGCGUCUAUACAGCCAGCUUGAGAAAAACCGGCUGCUGGCUAAUGAGCUGAAGUUAACCCUGCAUGAUCUGUGUGACUGAGAAGGGGGUCUCUCCUCUGAUCCUGUUCAAAGCCAGCUUUAUUUGGCGAGGCGCUGGGGUGGGAGCCUGCCGGACGCAGACUUGAAACCGGAGCGCGCACACUCCCCCCCUCUUUUUUCUUUUUAAAGACUGGCUGACUUAGGACACUUAUUGCAGUUUAAUUGAAGCACUUGAUGCUUAGCCUUCUUAAUGUACUUAUUUUUCUAAGCUUUUGUUUUUCUACAAAAGCAGGGUAUUACUCACCCGCCUGCUUUCUUGGCGCAGUAGGUUGCUAGCACAGGCCUGGUAGAGUGUUCACCAGCCUUGGGUGCCCCCCAAAGCUUGUUUUGGACUACAAAACCCAUCAUCCACGGCCAGCUUAGCCAAUGGCGGAAGAGGAUGGGCAUUGUAUUCCAGCAGCAUGUGGGAACCUAAGGUUGACAGUAGUGGCUUCUUCCUGUAGAUGCAGGCUGGGGAAUCUGCAGCCCUCUUGGACUCCCAAGCUUCUCGCUCCCAAGACACCCCGAGAUUGUUGGUCGAAGCUGGUGUGAACUGGGGGUGCUCCACAUCACCCGGAGGCCCGCAGAUUCCCCAGCCCUACUGUAGAAGACUAGCAUAGCAGCGGCUGCUUAACGUUCUUGGCGUGGGGCGGCUCUAGAUUUCUCUCCCCACCAGGAAAAGCUCCUGUAGCUACUUCUGUUGACACCCCUUUCUGUGGCGCGGGUCUUCUGUAGCUGGACGUUCGUUCUUCCUUCUCUCCCCGCUCCCUUUUAGACCCCUCUUGCAUGGAUUCGCUGACUUGGUUAUUUCCAAAAAGUUAUCCUUUUCUUGUACCAAUAAAACCACUGGCCCACUUGG